UCACGAGUUUUGAUGGGGAGGCUAGAAUAUGUCUGUUGGUGCCACUAGGAACCCAAAUUUCACCGUCAACCCUUGUCAGCCAAGGAUAUUUACGAAGCAAGAAAUCAACUACUGCGAGAAUGAUGAUUUUCUCGGCUCUGGAGGUUUUGGUAUCGUUUAUCGAUGUUACUUGGCAAACCCUAGAAAAUUAGUUGCGGUUAAAGUUUUCAAAAUGCCACAGAGACUGCAACAAAUGGAAGAGAAGUCUUUCGUUCAGAAAGCAUAUAUAUUGCAACGACUCGUUGACUGCCCGUACAUCGUACGUUUCUUGGGCCUGUGCAUCGACCCUGGACAUUACGCCAUUAUUAUGGAACACGUGGAGUAUGGAGAUUUGGAAAACCUGUUGCUCCAUGCAGUAGAAGAUCAUCCAGCCAUCAAGCAGUGGGACUGUCGCAUUCGCAUGGCUCAAGAAAUCGCUAAAGGGAUGGAAUAUUUACACAGUCUGGAACCACCGAUUAUUCACAGAGACUUGAAGACAAAGAAUGUACUAGUGGGUCACAAGUACUUGUGUAAAAUCAUUGAUUUUGGGCUGGCAAAAGUUCGAAAUAUUUCCACACAAAUAACAGGAAACUGCGUGAAAGGAACAGUAGCAUUUACUGCACCUGAACUAUUUAAUGCGGAAGUUCAAAAGGGCAACGAAAUGAAAAUUGAUGUUUACUCAUAUGCAAUGAUUCUUUGGCAGCUGAAAGAAAUGAAGCAACUCUAUGUUGGUCUUAAGUUUGAAGUCGUACGAAUAAAUGUUCUGGCCGGUCAGAGACCCGCACUAAGUGAUGAUGACUCUAUAAAGGAAUAUAAUGAUGUCAUCGUAUGUUGCUGGGAUACAAAACCCGCAGACAGGCUAAACUUCAAGGAUAUUGUACAUGUGUUGGAUGGAAUCAUGAGCCAAAUGAAUGUUCGUUUGAGAUGUAGUGAUACACCUUCGCCACCUAGGGAAGAUGCUAGAGCAUUAGUGAUCACUAGCCUACUUUUAAGUCACGUGUUCACUUACUUUCUCAUCCGAAUGCGUAAACCUCAUCAGUACCUUCUCCACAACGCCAUUUGCCCAUCUUUCAACUUCUUGUAAACUAAUUUCGGUCUUUCAAGCGAAGAUAUGUUGGCAAAAUUUUGAAACCAAAUGACUCCAGACACAUGCAGCAACAAGAAGAGACGACACGAAAGAAAAUGGGAUGGAAAGCAAGCCAUGUGUCCACCUCUAGCUGCUGCUGUCAAUUUGUAGGAAAGAGCACAAAUUUCAAUGAAUGAGUCAUAAAGUUGCGUCAGAAACAUCCGGUUCAUUGACUUACGUACCAGGAUAUCAGACACGCAAAUGCGCCACAAGUAAUUACUAAUUAAAUGUAUGUACAAUUUUUAGUGUUGAAACAAAUUUUGUAAAUUUAGAAAACUGCAGAGAGA
Corticium candelabrum is the source of this 1431-nucleotide messenger RNA. Its product is annotated as probable serine/threonine-protein kinase DDB_G0271682. The transcript is spliced from 7 exons. Lineage: Eukaryota; Metazoa; Porifera; Homoscleromorpha; Homosclerophorida; Plakinidae. The record is from RefSeq and is a predicted model, not a curated record. Gene Ontology annotation, molecular function: protein kinase activity; ATP binding. Bases 29 to 1102 code for a protein of 357 amino acids. Gene Ontology annotation, cellular component: cytoplasm. Gene Ontology annotation, biological process: protein phosphorylation; signal transduction.